This is a messenger RNA of Durio zibethinus, 2391 nucleotides long. RefSeq lists its product as uncharacterized. The record is from RefSeq and is a predicted model, not a curated record. Gene Ontology annotation, molecular function: exopolyphosphatase activity. Gene Ontology annotation, cellular component: cytoplasm. NCBI's taxonomy places the organism in Eukaryota, Viridiplantae, Streptophyta, Magnoliopsida, Malvales, Malvaceae.
GUAGCAGGGGUUUGAAGAUGGAGCCGGAUAUUUCUCGAAGCGUUUUUGAGUGGGUGGUCAUGUCUUAAAACAUAAAAGCCCAUCUUUGAAUUGGGGUUAAUCUGUAGAGUGUCGCCCACCAGGUCAUCCGGCUGAAAACUGAAGACCAAUAACUGAGUAUUUUUAUUAUUUUGAAUUUAACAAGGUGAAGGGCUGACUCUGUUUGACGCAUGCAGAAGGAGCGAAUAGGCGAUGGUUUUUAAACAAUAUUUGAGUUGGUGUGGGUGUGUAAACGUAAUGGGCAUGGCGGAGACCACAAAGAAUCUGAAAAUGUCGUCGUCUCAAUAUGUUUGUCUCUCCGAAUCUGCCGCCCUUUCAGUCCUUGCUCAAAUCGCAAGGCCCCUUCCCCUCCUCCAUUUCUACGCUUCAUGCCCCUUCCCCUCCUCCAUUUCUACGCUUCAUAUUCUUCUUCAACAUGAGCUCUCCCCAACCACUUUCUCAGGAACUAUAUAUUCGUACCCGAGAGAAUCCUUACUUCAAUGGUCCGUUAGUAAAAGAUGGUGCUUUGGUGGUUGAAUCUUCUAACUUUGACUUGGGAGGUAUUUCUGGCAUCCAGAAGAUUUCUUGGUCUAAAUCAGAUAUUGGUGACUCAAGGCACAAAAACCUUGAUUUGGAUAUAUUUGAGAAGUUCAUGGAAUCACCAUCAGAUGAUUCAGUCUUAGAUCUCAUUCUUGAACCAUUUAACCCAGCAUCAUAUGAGAGUUGGUCAAAUGUCUUCCCAAACAUUCAGUCAGAGUCAAGCUUUCAUUUGGGUAAUUCAAGUGAUUCAAUCAAAGACCCACUUCAUCAUUCUGUUCCUUCUCUGAUGAGAACUGCACGUGAAAAAUCAUAUAAGGUUAACAAAAUAAAAACAAGCUUGUCAAAAAUUCCACUUCCUCAGUCUGCAGCUUCAUUUUACAAUGGACAUUCACCACGAAUGGAAAUUGUAGAAUCCUGUGAAAGCAUUAACAGUCUUAAUUUAUUUCUCAAAUCAAAAAGGGAUGAGGUCGAUGCUGGUGUUCCAGGAAGAUUCCUUCAUACUGUUUUUGGGCAAGAUAUCUCUGAUGUUGGAUCUGUUGCUUCGACAAUCAUGUAUGCCUUCUACUUGAAUGAAAUGCUUGAAAGUCACGAAUUAUGCACUGUUCCUGUCAUCAACAUGAAGAGGACAGAGCUGAAUUCACAUGCUGAAUUAAAAUGGUUGUUGGAUUCUUGUCAAAUCGAUCAGUCAUUCUUAAUCUUUAUUGAUGAAAUUGAUCUAUCAUAUUAUGACUUGUUUGGGAGUCUUAAGCUAGUUCUGUUAAAUGGUCCCAAGCUCCCAGCAAAACAGGAGGCACUAAAAGAAUCAGUAAUCGAAAUCUUUAAUUGCAGACAGAGUGAACGUGUGUACCCUUGGGUUAAGAAAGUUACUGUGGGGCAGGAGUGCUCAUCUUGUACACUUAUUGCUGAAAAGUUUGCAAUGACCUCGCCUGAGAUUUUGGCAGGGCAAGGAUUCAGCCGACUUUUGUUAGCUGGCAUCCUGUUAGACACUGGAAAUCUAUCAAGUCCUCAUUCUACCACCAAGGAUAAAUACAUGGCUACAUUGUUGGUCAAUGGCGCUGGUCGUUUUGGAUGCAAUGGCCUGUACCAGAUAUUGCGAUAUAAACUAUAUGAUAUUUCUGAGCUGAGAGUAUCUGAUAUUUUGGGAAGAGAUUUCAAGAAGUGGACAAGAGUAGGUAAGCUAGACAAUGCUGGUUCAAGGUUAGUGGUUUCACAAGUUGGAAUGAGUUCUAUUGGCAUUUCAGUGGAGCAGCUUCUUGCACAUGGUGAUGCCUCAACUCGGGAAAUAAAACAUUUUCAGCAAAUGGAGAAACUUCGUCUGCUCAUGAUUGUUUCAGGAUAUUAUGAUCAUCAGAAGAAUUUCAAGAGAGAGAUACUAGUCUCAACUGAAUCUGUGGAGCUCAUGAAGAAUUUACUUUUCUUCUUCAAUUCGAAUGCUUCUCAACUGCCUCUCAAAGUUCUUCAUCAGCCAGGACUGGGGGAAGAGAUGAGAGCGUUUGAGAUUGAUAAGGUUACAUCAAGGAAGACUAUCGAGCGCCUCAUGGAAGAGUUUGGAGGCGCAUCCAAGGUUAAUGUGGGUUCACGACCAAAACAACAACAAUAUGAAUAUGAAGAUUGAUUAAAUUGAUUGGUAUCAAAUACGAUAGGCAAAAGCAAAGCUCCAUCAGCUAGCUAUCUGCAAAAUAAAAUAAAGAUAGAGAUGCCUUUGGAGAGACGGGUACCCCUUUUUUUUUUUUUUUUCGGUUCGGAGGCACGGAUUUUUAUAUUUGUAAUUUUAAUUUCUGUGAGAAACUCAACAAACAAAUGAUCUUCGGAUUUUCUUAAAUUCAUAUUAAC